Messenger RNA from Stegostoma tigrinum, 1788 nucleotides. It is a transcript of the gene depdc7a, whose product is annotated as DEP domain containing 7, paralog a. The coding region runs from base 217 to 1725 and encodes 502 amino acids. Lineage: Eukaryota; Metazoa; Chordata; Chondrichthyes; Orectolobiformes; Stegostomatidae. The record is from RefSeq and is a predicted model, not a curated record. Gene Ontology annotation, biological process: intracellular signal transduction. The transcript is spliced from 9 exons.
CGCGGCUGCUUCUCUGGAACCCCCUCCCUCUGCAUUUGCAGGUCCACGCCGCUUAGAUUUGAAUCAGCGUCGGUCCACGUUCCCGGACCAGGGAUUAAACUCGAGCAACAGCAGUUUCUUUUUGCAGCCUGGAAAACUCCCAACCUCUGUCGUGUCGAUCUCUCUACCCUGCUGGGCUAUUUCAUUUUUGCUUUUAAACAAUGUCCGGGCAGCAGAAUGGCUCGUCCCGAAUUGCCAACUUCAAAGCCUUUUAGAGCAACUCGCAUUUGGUGUAACAUCAUUGUUGCCCUUCAGUCAGAAGUGGAGGUGAAACGUCGCAGACACCAUCUAAAACACCACAAUGACUGUUUCCUUGGUUCUGAUGCUGUUGAUCUUAUUCUGAAUCACCUUCUGCAGAAUUGCUAUUUUGGUGAAGCUGAAAUUUCACGGUCAAAGGUGGUGCGGCUUUGCCAGGCUUUGAUGGACAAUAAGGUGUUUGAAGCAGUCGGCACAAAACUUUUUGGCAAGGAUAAAGAGUCGACAUUUGAAGACAGUAGCUGCAGUUUGUACAGAUUUACCACUGUACAUAGAUGGGUUGAUGUUGUGAAUGAAUGCCAGGCUUCCAGCCAUAGAUUCAACGGAUUUCACAGGAGGCAACAACCACCUCCCUUUUCUACAAGCAGCAACCCACCUGACAGUCCAUUAGAAGAACUGUUCAGUAAUUUGAGCUUGAAACCUGUAACAACUUCUUCAGCCAUUGAAAUGUCACAAUUGCCUCACGCUGUGGUUGAAGAGGUAUGGCAAGAGCAAACAAUUCUACGUCUGUUACAGCUGAUUGAUCUCCCAAUCUUGGAUUCUCUAUUGGAUAGAAAAGAGCAUCAGACAAAGCUCCAGAAUUCAAGCACCAAUGCUGAUGUCAUAACAAGCAACUUUCUGGACCGGGAAAUUCUAAGGGCAUUCAGUGAUUCUCGGGAAGAUAAUUGGUUGUCAUCUGCAAUCAACUUGUUGGAGUUCCUCCCAGACCUCACAGUAGUGGAGAUCAGCAGGAAUCUUCCAGAAUCAUCCUCUGACAUAGACCAGUGCAAAGUGCUGCUUUUUGAAGCUAUUGCUAAGUAUUACAGUCAGACCAAAGAGCCUCUCCUCACCAAUGACUUCUUCGACAUACAUACAGGAGUUGCAGAGCUCCUUGUGAAUGGAAAGUCAGAACCAGCACUAGAAGCAACACAGCUGUGUCUCAAGCUUAUGGAUUCCAGGAAUCGGGAAGAGCUAAGGAGACUGUUGAAUUUCAUGGCUGUUGCUGCACAGCCUACAUCUGUUACCUUACAGAAAGGGGUUGAAGGUCGAAUUGUAAUGAAGAGGACUUUUGGUAAAGCCAUUGUUUUUAAUAAGAACCUUCCAAAAGGGAAAGCUGAUCUCUUGGUUUUGUUCCUACUUGAUCAUCAGAAAGAUGUGUUUAAGGUCCCAGGAUCAUUACACAAAAUGGUGAGUGAGAAAUUGAUGUUCAUUCAACAUGGUGGAGAUCCAGAUCUAAACACAGGCCGCACUUACUGUGAAAGACUUACUCGUGCUGAAUGUGAAAGAAACAUGCGGAAGACCACUAGGGAUGAACUCUUAUUGCUGCUUCAAACAAUUGAUGAAAACCCCAAGCUGUCUGCCAAAGAGAAAAAGAAGGUCCUUGCUCAGUUUAACAAGAGUCAUCCAGCUGUUUUUAUUCAAUAUUUCUUCAAUGCAUUGAGGAAAUCAUAAUCUUGUCUGGCUGAGUUCCAGUGAUAGGUAAAGUAUUGAUAUGUGAUGCUAAGUUAAUUCUAA